AUGCUCAACUUUGUUGAAGUGUUUCCUUAUAAUUUCUCGUCAUCAACUUCACUGACUGCAGCUUCUUUCAAUCUGUCACUGAAUUUGAUGAAGGAUAACUCUAAUACCACUUACAGUGAUUAUAACAAUAGCCACAACCAAUUAGAGGAUGAUACGGAGCUUGAGUUGGUUGGAAAAAACCCUAAAUGCAGCUCUCACGAAGCGGUGGUGGAUGAUGUUCCUCCGACUAGCAGUGGCUUUGGUAACAGUACCAGGAGCCAAGUCGAUAUUAUUGAUGAUGGUUAUAGAUGGAGGAAAUACGGUCAAAAGGCCGUCAAAAACAGCAAAUUCCCCAGAAGCUAUUACCGUUGUACCUACCAAGAUUGCAACGUGAAAAAACAGGUCCAAAGGCUAUCAAAAGACGAAGGAGUUGUUGUGACCACUUACGAAGGAACCCAUUCACAUCCGAUCGAGAAAUCUACUGAUAAUUUUGAGCAUAUUUUGACUCAAAUGCAAAUCUACUCUUCUUGUUAACUGGAUUGUGAAUAUAGAUAAAUCCCAAAAUUUAGCUCGUUUUUAAUGAGUAGUUUCAGAAUUGCUUCAAUUGUGUAAUACUUUGUGUUUAAGUUGCGUAACAUGUGCAUUUUAUAUCUUUAUUUGAUAAGUUAAAUCAAUUUAUUUAAUUAAAUAACAUUAUUCCCUUAUGAUAUACGAUUGUUCUAAUAAUAUAUGUAAUUUUCCCAGAAUUGUUAUGUUGUUUAUGAUAAUUCGCUGUUAAGCAAAUUAGGAACGUCUUGGCCGAAAAGACAGCUAGAAUAUAAGAUCAUGUUAUAUUGUUAUCACAGCAAGAAAAAACAGCAUUAGUGAAAGGCAAAAGAUACGUAAUAUCGCCGCUAAUGCAUCAUCUCCAAUCGCCGUUGUUCAGUGGCUAAGAUUAUGGAAGGUAGGAGGUGUUAAGGGAGGUGCUAAGGAUGUUACACCAUCAUCUACCUUGUGCUAAUGAGGGUGUUAAAGAAGAAGUUGUUAUGGGUCUAUGAGAGAAGAAAUGAAAGAGAAGCUAAUGAGGGUAUUAAAGAAGAAGUUGUUAUGGGUCUAUGAGAGAAGAAAUGAAAGAGAAAGUACGAAAAGUUGUUAAAAGAUUAGUUGAUUUG
Lactuca saligna is the source of this 1130-nucleotide messenger RNA. The record is from the annotation of a GenBank genome assembly. Lineage: Eukaryota; Viridiplantae; Streptophyta; Magnoliopsida; Asterales; Asteraceae.